GCUCGAAGCGUGCAACCUACCCGCUCGCCUGGGAUGUCUAGCCGAGGUGGGUGCAGUUGCCGAUGAGGCAAACAGCCCGAGAUCUUUCGAGGCAUAAAUAGGGGCGAGCUACGGCACCUUCCGUCGUCGUCCGCAUCUGCCAUUUCCUUCCCCCUUGCGUUGCUUUACGGCCUCUACUAGUCAAGCAUAGGAGAUGUCUCGCCUUUGCCUCGUGCUCUUGAUCGCCUUUGCCGCUGCGGCGGUAAUCAGCGCACAGAGGAGACUGCCCAAGUUCAACUUCAGACCGCAGCCCAGCCGUUUCCGCUAUGACGUAAAUGCGCAAGCUGGAGGUCGCAACCUGCGCAACUUCGCAGGCGGCGCCGAAGUGCGUGGAGAGUACGACGUCUACCGUGCCAAUAACGGCGCCAAAGUUGUUCUGGGCGGCGGCGUCUCCCAGGACGUGCUGCGGCACGAAGGAAAGACGUACAAGGGCAAGCCAGAGGCUAACGUUGGCGUCGGAGUAGAGAUACCCAUUGGGAAAUGAAGCACAGCUGUCUUGAUCAAGUAAUAACACCACCGCGCCAACGCUAUUACUCAGUCAGCGAGACAUUGUGGCUGUAUAGGUUCUAUGACAGUUUAAUAAAUUAUAUGGUCAAAUAAAAUGCGUGCGCCGCA
This is a messenger RNA of Dermacentor albipictus, 654 nucleotides long. RefSeq lists its product as uncharacterized. The record is from RefSeq and is a predicted model, not a curated record. Lineage: Eukaryota; Metazoa; Arthropoda; Arachnida; Ixodida; Ixodidae.